Molecule: messenger RNA, 801 nt
Organism: Nerophis lumbriciformis (worm pipefish)
Lineage: Eukaryota; Metazoa; Chordata; Actinopteri; Syngnathiformes; Syngnathidae
Source: RefSeq, a predicted model, not a curated record
AUGCCGCUCGAUCCAAAGAGUUUCCGCUACGACUUCGACGCCGAGACCGGUGUUGCCACCCUGACCCUCGACCGUCCCGAGCGUUACAACGCGCUGACUUUCGAGGUCUACGGCGAGCUGCGCCGGGCCUUCGAGGCCCUCGACACCGAACCCGGUGUGCGGGUCAUCGUGCUAACCGGUGCCGGCAAAGCGUUCUGCAGCGGUGGCGACGUCCACGACAUCAUCGGUGAGCUCUUCGGACGCGAUUAUCGGGGGCUGCUCGAGUUCACCCGCAUGACCGGCGCCUUGAUCUUGGCGAUGUUGCGGUGUCGACGGCCAAUUGUCGGCGCGCUCAACGGCCUGGUGGCUGGCGCCGGGGCGGUGAUGGCCACCGCCUGCGACGUGCGAAUCGCCGCCGAGGACGCCAAGAUUGGCUUCAUUUUCACCAAAGUCGGCUUAUCCGGGGCCGACAUGGGCGCGUCUUGGCUGCUGCCGCGGAUCGUUGGCCUGGGGCGGGCGAUGGAAUUGCUGAUGACCGGCGACUUCACUAGCCCCGAGGAGGCCUACCGGAUCGGCCUUUACAACCGGGUGGUGGCCAAGGACCAGCUGCCGGCAGAGGCUCGCGAGUGGGCUGAGCGGCUCGCCCGCGGACCGUCCUUUGGCCUCGAAGUGACCAAGAAGCUGGUGCUACGCGAGGCCUCGAUGGACCUCGAAUCAGCCAUGGCCGCCGAGGUCGAGAUCCAGGCCGCCUGCAUGGAAGAUCCGAAUUUCCGCGAGAGCUACGACGCCUUCGUCGACAAGCGCAAGCCGAAUUUCAGCUGA